AUGGAGCCGCUCCGGCUGUGGAUACUUGUUUUGGGCUCUCUGAUUUUUGCGGAAACCUUGUGGACACGGGCCAUUGAUCUGGAUCAGCAGCUCAGGCCAGAGGAUGUGCAGCUGGCUGAGGGCUACCUCAGGAGGUUUUACAACCUGAAUCACAGAAGCAGAGACAGAAUGCCAGUGAGGCGGAUUCGCUCCACGCCUGUCGUGGAGGAGAAGGUUAGAGAGAUGCAAAACUUCUUUGGUCUGAGAGAGACGGGACAACUGGACCUCCCCACCCUGGAUGUAAUGAGGGAGUCGAGGUGUGGUGUUCCAGAUGUGGACAACUUCAGCUUUUACCCAGAGAAGCCAAAAUGGAGAAACCAUACCAUCACAUACAUGAUUGCCAAAUACACUCCGGACUUGAAGAGAGAGGAUGUGGAAAAGUCCUUUCGCUCAGCGCUGAAGAUGUGGAGUGAUGCCGCACCACUGAGGUUCAUUAGAGUCAACCACGGCAAAGCUGAUAUUGUCUUCUCCUUUGCCCGCAGAACUCAUGGAGAUUUCUUUCCCUUUGACGGGCCCCGGGGUGUGCUGGCUCACGCCUUUCAGCCUGGAGAGGGGAUAGGAGGAGACGUGCACUUUGAUGAGGAUGAAAUGUGGACAGCAGGGAGUCAAGGUUACAGCCUGUUUGCUGUUGCAGCUCAUGAACUUGGCCACUCACUGGGUCUGACUCACUCGAGGGACCCCUCUGCGAUCAUGUACCCCAAUUACAGGCAUCACAGCAGUACACAGUACUCGCUGUCCAAAGAUGACGAGCUUGGUAUCCAAACAUUGUACGGAAAACCCACCAAAACUGUGGACACUCAACAGGUUCCCAAAAAGUGUGACCCCAACUUCUCUUUCGAUGCAGCUACUAUGAUUGGAAAUUAUAUUGUUUUCUUUAAAAACAGGUACAUGUGGAUGAGGACAACGAGGGCGACCUACUGGAAUCGCCUAAGCGAGGGCCACAGCAGCUCAUAUUUGCCCAGCAUCAGUUCUCACGUCGAUGCCGCGUAUGACAUCCCAGCCAAAGGCUUGGCAUACAUAUUCACUGGUCAUAAGUAUUGGGUGGUUCAACGGCUUAAGAUGAAAAGUCGCUCUGGCUCCAUCUACGAGUUCGGCCUCCCAACAAGAAUCAGGCAGGUCGAUGCGGCCGUACAUAUCAGUGAAUACGGGAAAACAGUUUUCUUCACUGGAGAGUUUUAUUACAGGUACGAUGAAAGCAAGAGAUGCAUGGACCCUGGAUUCCCCAGACUCAUCCAAACAGACUGGCCUGGAAUCCCGAGAAGGGUCGAUGCUGCAUUCAAGUUACAUGGCAGCAUCUUCCUCCUCAGUGGGAUAAAGUCCUACCAGUACGACUUCAAGCAAAAACGGGUGGUGAAAAUCAUAUCAGCCAAUUCUUGGCUGGGAUGUUGA
This is a messenger RNA of Limanda limanda (common dab), 1428 nucleotides long. RefSeq names its product matrix metalloproteinase-20-like. The coding region runs from base 1 to 1428 and encodes 475 amino acids. Lineage: Eukaryota; Metazoa; Chordata; Actinopteri; Pleuronectiformes; Pleuronectidae. The transcript has 10 exons. Gene Ontology annotation, molecular function: zinc ion binding; metalloendopeptidase activity. Gene Ontology annotation, biological process: collagen catabolic process; extracellular matrix organization; proteolysis. Gene Ontology annotation, cellular component: extracellular matrix. The record is from RefSeq and is a predicted model, not a curated record.